CAUCCAUCGAGCGGUGCUGCUGCCCUUUCACAAGAAUGGCUGGCCAACUGAUGCUAUCAGCCUUGCUUUUGCCGUGUGUAUUGGCUGUUUCCCUGCCAGUGAAGCUGCACCUGAAGCGAGCGGUUGACUCGGGUCUUGCCAACAUCCAUCUGGCUUACGACAGACCUAUCGCCACCGAGGUCGUGUUCACUUAUGGUCCUUGCAAGGCCAAGACUCCAGGUGAAGCCCACCAUCUAGUUGGCCGCUCCCAUUCCUGUGACCACGACAGGCUAUUGUGGAAAGUCCCAGAAUACACCCCCACAGGCCAAUGCCUCUCAGCAUGGGACGCCCGGCAGAACCUUGUGGGACGGAGCGUUCCGGUGUCCAUUGCUCCCAAUGCAAAGGCCGCUCGCAGACGUCUCCGAAAGCGCCAGGCCGACUUCUCCAUCCAGAUGGACAACUCGAGCGGCAUUGAUGCGGAAGGGCCGUGGUUCGACGGCGUGGUUGCCCUCAAGAACAAAGAGAUCAGUGCGGUCAACGCCCAAGAAGCAAAGUCGAAGGAGAUCGCCAUCGUCGGUGCCGGCAUGGCCGGUCUGAUGACCUGGCUCGCCCUCAACCAAUCCGGGAUGACGAACGUGUCUCUCAUCGAAGCAGCCCAGCGGCUCGGCGGGAGAGUUCACACUGCUUACUUUGGCGACCCGAGCGAGAGACAGUAUCAAGAAAUGGGGCCCAUGCGUUUCCCGCUCUCCUUCACGGCAUCCGAGACGAACGAAACGAUCCAGAUCCAAGAUCACCGCAUCGUCUUUGAUCUGGCCGCCGAAGUCAACAGACUGAACAACAACAACACCAACUUUACGGUCAACUUUAUCAAAUGGUACCAGAACUCGCCCAAUGGGCUUUACUACGUCAACGGCGCCCGGAAACCCAACGGCCAGGUCCCGACGCUGUCCGAGGUCCAAGCGAAUACGUCGUUGCUGGGGACGACCUCUACGCAGCCGGACGACCCCAAGCUGGAUGCGCUCGACGAGGACAUCAAUACCAUCUACAACAAUGGGAGUUUCCUCGACCAGAUGGCGCGGAACAUAUACAUGGCGCACAAAACGUUCCUCGAUCAAGGACUUGGUGGAUUGGGUGGCGACGACUUUUCCGAAUUCGCCUAUGUCCAUAACGUGCUUGGGUAUGCGUUGAAUGAGACCUUCGUGGAGCUGGGAGGCCCUGGGAGCGAGAGCUUUUGGGAUAAUCUCUAUGAGUCGAUGUACUUCUCUGCGACAGAUUGGAGGACAAUUGAUGGCGGUCUGACUCGUCUCCCCAGUGCCUUCCACCCUCUUGUUGACGAUGUGACCUACAUGAAUCGCAAGGUCCAGCGAGUCCAAUACAACGAGACGACAAAGAAGGUGACGCUGCAGUGGAAGGCCAAGCCGCUCGACCGCACCUUUCAGAACGCAAGCUACGACCUGGCGGUCGUCACGGUUCCCAUGCCUCUGGUCAGGACGUGGCGCCUGCCGGCGUUUUCAGACCUCCUGCAGACCGCCAUCGACAGCUACCCCUACUCCCAGGUCUGCAAGGUGGCGCUGCAGUUCCAGACCCGCUUCUGGGAGCAUCUCGACAAGCCCAUCUACGGCUCCUGCAGCACGACCACCGACAUCCCCGGCAUCGGGAGCAUCUGCUACCCGAGCUACGACAUCAACUCGACCGGGAAGGGGGUGAUGCUUGCGAGCUACACGUCCUCGGACGACGGGUUGCGCUGGGCGUCGAUCCCGGAGGACGUCCACGUCCAGUACGUCGUGGACGCCAUGGCCGAGAUCCACGGGCCCGUGGUGUACGAGCAAUACACGGGGGCCUACAACCGCCGCUGCUGGAUUCUGGAUCAGUACGAGACGAUCAGUUGGGCGAGCCCGGAUAUCGGGAUGAGGAAGUCCUUCAUCCCGGCGUUCUUCAACACGGAGCAGGGCGUCAUCAUGAGCGGGGAAGGGACCAGCUACACCAGCUCGUGGAUCGCGAGUGCACUGGAGAGUGGCGUCAGAGCGAGCGUCCAGCUUCUGCUCGAGCUGGGGCUAGUGGACGAAGCGAAAGCUGUGACCGAAAAAUGGAUGGCUCGAUGGAUUGACGUGUAGAUCCUUCGUUGGGAACACCGCGCAGAUCUCUCCUCGCUCUCGAUGGCUUGUCCACAAGCCUCGGCUGCUGUGAUCUUGUGCUGAUACAGCCGCGCCGGAUGGUGUGGCCGAAGUUUAGAGUGGUUCGGUGGUCCCCGAUGUUGAGUGGACGACAGGCAGACCGGUAUCUUGCCGCUGUCAGCGUCUUCGGACGAGGCUGAACCAUAAAAUGAUCG
Cladophialophora immunda is the source of this 2308-nucleotide messenger RNA. RefSeq lists its product as uncharacterized. Gene Ontology annotation, molecular function: polyamine oxidase activity; L-amino-acid oxidase activity. The transcript has 4 exons. The record is from RefSeq and is a predicted model, not a curated record. Lineage: Eukaryota; Fungi; Ascomycota; Eurotiomycetes; Chaetothyriales; Herpotrichiellaceae. Bases 36 to 2093 code for a protein of 685 amino acids. Gene Ontology annotation, biological process: amino acid catabolic process.